Molecule: messenger RNA, 984 nt
Organism: Trypanosoma theileri
Lineage: Eukaryota; Euglenozoa; Kinetoplastea; Trypanosomatida; Trypanosomatidae
Product: putative syntaxin 5
Exons: 1
Coding region: 1-984 (327 amino acids)
Biological process (GO): endoplasmic reticulum to Golgi vesicle-mediated transport; vesicle fusion; intracellular protein transport
Cellular component (GO): endomembrane system; SNARE complex; Golgi membrane
Molecular function (GO): SNARE binding; SNAP receptor activity
Source: RefSeq, a predicted model, not a curated record
AUGGUUGUCCAACGUGAUCGCACGCAAGAACUGUAUACACUCUUUGAGAGUACAAAACAUAUGGGUGGAUCCGGUCUUCACGAUGGGGUUGGUACUACACAAGCGGAGCAACUUCCACUUCGACCGCAUGGAGGUUUACAUUCUAGUAGUGAGAUUCAACUAUUUAAUCGUUUUGCACAGGCCUUCUCAACCGAUUUGGCCCGUGUCUCAGAGACUAUUAUGCGGUUAACAAAACUCACACAGCGUCAAAGUGUUUUUGAGGAUCAGUCUUCGGAGAUAACGGGACUCACACAAGUGGUGAAGUCAUCUUUACAACGACUUCAUACCGAUUUGGAAACACUUGAGGAACUUAAAAAACGUGCAUUAGAGGCACAGAAGUUAGCUGCAGCCAAAUCCAGCGGUGGAGGAUCUAUGGAAUCACACAGUUUAUGGGGUGGAGGCAGAGAUGCAGAAUCUUUAGUUCGAGCCUCUACUAAACAUACAGAUACGGUUGUAGAAACAUUAAAAACACGUCUUGCACGAACUGGGCAACAAUUUCGAACAACACUUCAACAACAAACAAGGUCAAUGAAAGAUAAUGCUCAACGACGUCAUUUGUUUACAACAGGUGAACGACCACAAACUUUUGAAAGUGCUCUAUUUCAAGAUCAAGAACAACAUCAACUUCAGCAGCAACAAUUAAUGACAGGUUCAAGUAAUGUACAGUACUAUAAACAACGAGCUGAGGCAGUACGAGAAUUGGAAGCCACAGUUGUUGAAGUAGGUGAAUUAUUUAAUGACUUCUCUCGUCUUGUGCAUGAACAAGAAGAAGUUGUUCUUCGUAUUGACACUGAUGUAGACACUGCACUGCGACAUGUGAACGCAGGAAGUAAUGAAUUAAUGCGAUAUUUGGCAAACCUUAGUUCAAACCGUGGUCUUAUACUAAAAAUAUUUGGUGUACUGUUCUUUUUCUUGAUGUUCUUUGGAUUUGUUGUUGUUCGAUAA